UUUUAUUGGAGUUCAUGUGUCACUCAUUGUGUUAAUCUAAUGCUUCAAGAUCUUAGUGAGAUACAUGAUAUGAAAUCAGCCAUUGACCAAUGUCAAGAGGUAACAAAAUUUAUUUAUAAUCAUGCAUAUGUAUUGAGUCUGAUGAGAAAGUUUACAAAAGGAGUUGAAUUAAUACGACCUUCACAAACUAGAUUUGCCACAAAUGUAUUGACUGUGCAAUUGCAGAGUAUGAUGAAACAAAGAACUCCUUUGAGGCGGAUGUUCGCUAGUGAAGAAUGAGUUGCAUAUCUACAUGCUCAUAAAAGAAAUGCUUUUUUAGUUGUGGACAUUGUAUUUAAUAACGAAUUUUGGGAAUCAUGGGUGAAGCUAUUGAAGGUUUGCGUUCCAUUAGUUAAAGUUCUCAGGUUAGCUGACAGCGAGGAUAGACCUUCCAUAAGGUACUUAUAUGAGCUUAUGGAUAAAACAAAAGAGGCAAUUCGAGACAACUUGAAAGGAAAGAAAAAGUUAUAUAUGCUCAUAUAGAAGAUUAUAGAUAAAAGGUGGACUGGACAGCUUCAUCAGCCUCUUCAUGCAGCAGCUUACUAUCUAAAUCUUGCAAUUAGAUUCUCCUACAUUUAAGAAGGAUAGAGAAGUCAUGCAUAGUUUGUUGGAUUGUAUUAGCGUGUUAGUGGCAUAUUCUAGAGAACAAGAUGUUGUGCACAAUGAGUUGGAUCUAUAUGAUACUUGUUUCGGAACAUGCGACAAUCUGUCGUCGUUCUAGCGAGGACAACCAUGCGUCCAGAUUUGUGGUGGAAUAGGUAUGGGUUUGAUUGUCCAAAACUAGCACGUUUUGCAAUCAAAGUCCUCAGCCAGACAUGUAGUGCUAGUGGAUGCGAAAGGAAUUGGAGUGUGUUCCAACGUAUCCAUAGUAAAAAAAGGAAUAAGCUCGAACAUAAAAGGUUGAAUGACCUUGUCUUUGUUCGAUAUAAUAUGAGGUUGAAACAAAGAGAAUUACAAAAAACAUCAGCAAGGAAGCACACAUCUCAGUUCGAUCCUAUCAGCUUGGAAAACUUUGACGAUCUGGAGCCAUGGAUUGAGGAAGAACCAGCUACAAUAUUUGAUGAUGAAGAUCUUGAAUGCUUCAAACUUGAAGCUGAAGCAACAGAGGGCUUUGUUGAUGAAGGAGAGUCUGCUACUGCUGGUGCUGAAUAUGUUGGUGAGGAUCUUCCAAUUCUUGACAAUGAAGAUGAAGAUGAUGAAGAUUAUGAAUGAUCAUGAAUGAGAGCCAAGUCAAGAGUCCUUUCAUUUUAUAUGUAUUGAACAACUUAUUUUAUAUGUAUUGAACAACUUAAGAGUUAUGAAUCUAUGGUUGUUGAACACUUGAAUGUUUUAUCACUUUAUGGCUUAUGCUUUGUUAAAUUAUAUUGUUAUGAA
Molecule: messenger RNA, 1413 nt
Organism: Nymphaea colorata (pocket water lily)
Lineage: Eukaryota; Viridiplantae; Streptophyta; Magnoliopsida; Nymphaeales; Nymphaeaceae
Exons: 3
Coding region: 736-1251 (171 amino acids)
Molecular function (GO): protein dimerization activity
Source: RefSeq, a predicted model, not a curated record